Saccharomyces cerevisiae S288C is the source of this 1692-nucleotide messenger RNA. RefSeq names its product multidrug transporter (gene QDR1). Gene Ontology annotation, cellular component: plasma membrane. Gene Ontology annotation, biological process: transmembrane transport. The record is from RefSeq and is marked reviewed. Gene Ontology annotation, molecular function: transmembrane transporter activity. NCBI's taxonomy places the organism in Eukaryota, Fungi, Ascomycota, Saccharomycetes, Saccharomycetales, Saccharomycetaceae. Bases 1 to 1692 code for a protein of 563 amino acids. The transcript has a single exon.
AUGACCAAACAACAAACUUCUGUAAUGCGUAACGCAUCUAUAGCCAAGGAAGAACGUGAAGGAUCUGAUAAUAAUAAUGUGGACAGAUCCAGCUCAGAUGCCAUCAGUGACAACGACGCAGAAAGAUCUAAUUCUCAUUCUGAAAUAGAUAACGAAUCAAAUUUUGAUAUGGUGCCUUAUUCAAGGUUCAGCCAUAAGCAAAAAAUGCUUCUUGUCGUUCAGUGUGCCUUCACAGGCUUUUUUUCAACCGUGGCAGGGUCUAUCUACUAUCCAGUGCUUACUAUUAUUGAGAGGAAAUUUAACAUCACAGAAGAGUUAGCUAAUGUCACUAUUGUGGUUUAUUUUAUUUUCCAAGGGGUGGCUCCUUCAAUUAUGGGUGGUUUAGCUGAUACAUUUGGAAGGCGGCCUAUUGUAUUAUGGGCAAUCUUAGCCUACUUCUGUGCCUGCAUCGGACUGGCAUGUGCACAUAAUUACGCCCAAAUCCUGGCUUUAAGGUGUUUACAGGCAGCAGGUAUUUCUCCUGUUAUUGCAAUAAAUAGCGGAAUAAUGGGAGAUGUAACGACAAAAGUAGAGAGGGGUGGAUAUGUUGGAUUGGUUGCAGGGUUCCAAGUUGUUGGAACUGCAUUCGGUGCAUUGAUUGGUGCCGGAUUAUCCUCGAAAUGGGGUUGGAGGGCAAUUUUUUGGUUUUUGGCUAUUGGUUCCGGAAUUUGUCUAGUUUUUUCAACCUUAUUGAUGCCAGAGACAAAAAGAACUUUGGUGGGAAACGGCUCCGUAACACCAAGGUCAUUUUUGAAUAGGUCUUUGAUAUUGCAUGUUGGUUCCGUAAAAAAAACAUUACAUUUAGACGAUCCUGACCCUGAGACCUUAGAACCACGUACUAGCGUGGAUUUUUUAGCACCUUUAAAAAUUUUGCACAUACGAGAAAUAGACAUUUUAUUGUCCAUUGCCGGCCUGCAAUUUUCCACGUGGACCACUCAUCAAACAGCCUUAACAAUUGUAUUGAGUAAAAAGUACAAUCUAUCUGUUGCAAAAAUAGGCCUGUGCUUUUUACCUGCAGGAAUCUCGACACUGACAAGUAUUAUCUCUGCUGGUCGGUACUUAAAUUGGAGCUACAGAACAAGAAAGGUUAAAUACAACAGAUGGAUUAAAGAACAAGAAUUACAGCUGAUGGAGAAAUAUAAAGGUGAUAAAAACAAGGUAGCAGAACUUAUUCACUCUAAUUCUCAUUAUGCAUUCAAUUUAGUGGAGGCAAGGUUGCAUCCAGCAUUUGUGACACUUCUUCUCAGUAGCAUUGGCUUUACUGCCUUUGGAUGGUGUAUUUCGGUGAAAACACCGCUUGCUGCUGUAUUAUGCACAAGUGCAUUUGCAAGUUUAUUUUCAAACUGUAUUUUGACCUUCUCUACUACUUUGAUAGUAGAUCUCUUUCCGUCUAAGGCUUCUACCGCAACAGGUUGCUUAAAUUUAUUUAGAUGUCUCCUAUCCGCAAUUUUCAUUGCAGCACUGACCAAGAUGGUCGAGAAGAUGAGAUAUGGAGGUGUUUUUACGUUUUUGAGUGCUAUAACUUCAUCUUCAUCGCUUUUAUUAUUCUAUCUCCUGAAGAAUGGGAAACAACUAUCGUUCGAUAGGAUUAGGGCAAAUGAUAAGUCGGCUGGAAGGUCAGUUGGUAAAAAUUCAGAAAAAGUUUCGACGUGA